This is a messenger RNA of Funneliformis caledonium, 354 nucleotides long. The record is from the annotation of a GenBank genome assembly. Lineage: Eukaryota; Fungi; Glomeromycota; Glomeromycetes; Glomerales; Glomeraceae.
AUGGCAUCUACAGCAUAUACUAUACCACAAUCAGUCUCUUCUAUAAAUGAACAAAAUAAGGCAUCUAUGGCAUAUACAGCACUACAAUCAAUUUCUUUUACAGAUGAACAAAUUACAACAUCUAUAACAUCUAUCGAUUGCAUCAAUUUUAAUAAUUUAGUACUAAUAUUUACUGCAUUUGUUCAAGCGAUGAAAUCAGACACACUUUUACCAAAUACAAGAUAUACAUCAUAUAUGCAUCCACAAUCUAUUAUGACUUCUGCACUAGUUAAGAAAUGUGCAAGACAUCUUGAAAUUGCUGAUAUUAAUACUAGUGAUACAAAGAAGAAAGGUUGCGGAUGGUUCUCAACAUGA